Protopolystoma xenopodis is the source of this 1300-nucleotide messenger RNA. Lineage: Eukaryota; Metazoa; Platyhelminthes; Monogenea; Polystomatidea; Polystomatidae. The record is from the annotation of a GenBank genome assembly.
CAUGUGUGAAGCAUAUUCUUUAUAUAUCCUAGAGACCCUUAUUCAAUCAAAUGGGUCGAUGCCGGUGAAUAGUCUGUGGAGUUGUAUUUCCGCAAGGUUUCAAAAAAAUGCUGAAUUUAUAUCCGUAAUCGGUAACACGAUAUCCGAUUUUGAAGAAUUUCUACUUAAACAAACCUCGCUAUUUCGUAUUGCAAAUCAUAUAGUCUCUCUUCUUGAUUCAACAAGAGUAUGCCUUGGUGACAAUGUUCCUAUAGUAGAGAGGCGGCGUAGCGCUUAUUCUAAAGAAGCACUAUCUUCUCAUAGUGGAUCAUCUUCACACAGUGGAAAUGGUUGUAGUGAUUUUGAAUCUGAUACUGCGGCAGUCAAAUUUUUUCAGGCCCAUCUAUUAAAGCGUCAAGAAAAAUGGGUCCCCAUAAAGAGCUUGGCUGGUCACUUAUCUCAGGCUUCUGCCAAAGUACGUACAGCUGUUGGGCCACAAUCUGAUUUUAUCCACUUCUUAAAUCGGCACCCGCUGGUAUUCGAAGUGCAAGGAGAGUUGGCGAGUCUACGUGAUGAUUUCAGAAAUGCUUGUUUUAUGGCCAGUUCAUCUAAUGCUAUUCUUUGCUUGAACUCCAAAAGAAAAAGAAAAGAGAGGCCACAAUCAAUGAGAAUUUCGAAUUUGGUUAUUAAGAAAAAUUCUUUCUCGGUCCCUACAGUCUCAGAUUAUCUUAAUGUUCAAGCACCAUUGUCUCACAAACCCAACUACAUUGUUCCAUCUUCAGUCGCGAAUUUCACCAGUACUUCAUAUGGAAAUACUGUAGCUCUAAGCGGAAGCGAGUAUAAGUCCGUGAUGUGGCUUAGACAAAUGGUGGUCAAGCAUUCUCCAAAGGCCAAAGUGUCAUCUAUAAUGCAAGAGCUCAUAAAUGCCGCCGAGUCCAUUCGAAAUACAAUAGGCCUAACUCAGAUUGAAUUAGUGGAGUUCCUAUACAAGCAUGGAUCUAUAUUUACUUUUAAUGAGUCCUCCGGGUGUGUUGACCUUUGUAGCACUCGCAAUAUAAACCUCUUAAUAAUGGGGAGUCGCCCGCAUAAUGAGAAUAGUUUUUCCUUGAUAAGGCAAAGGGGUUGCGUCUUUUGCGUCACAAAAUUAUGGGGAAUUAUCGAUUUGGGAUUCCAUGAGCAUGUAUUCUUUGACCGCUCGCUAUUCAAGCACGUUACGGAUCUAACAAAGCAUUUCAAGAUCAUCUUUUUAAAAAUGUUAAUAUACGACCAUCAAUUUGUGGCGAUUUUUGCUCAGCAGGCCGGGCAUUCUGGACAAAAUUAA